AUGGGGGCCCCGAAAGGCCAAAAGGGCACAGCGGGGCCCCGAAGGCCAAACAAGGGCCAAGGGGGCCCCAGCGGAGGCCCCAAAAAGGCCCAGGGCCACAUAAGGGCCCAAAAGGGCACAGGGGCCCAUGAUAGGCCCAAAAAGGUCACAGCGGGGCCCCAAAAAGGCCCAAAAAGGGCCAAAGGGGGCCCCAUAAGAGCCCCAAAAAGGGCAAGCGGGGCCCCCAUAAGGCCCCAAAAAGGGCCAAAAGGGCGCCCAAAAGGGGCCCAAAAAGGUGGCACAUCGGGCCCAAAGGCCCAAAAAGGCACAGGGGCCCCGAAGGCCCAGAAAAAAAGCGGAAGAAACAGGAAAAAAGAAGGAAAAGAGCCAAAAAAGGUCGGGGGCGGCGGGAGGCCGUGCCGGAGGGGGCCGGCAAAAAGUGGGGGGCAAAAAGCCACCGACGCCCAGAAAGCAGGGGCAGCGGGCCGGGGGGGCAACGGGGAAGACCUCAAAGGGGAGGCGGCAAAAAGCCGGGGGGCCCGGACGGCAAAGAGGCCGGCCGGACCGUUCUUUGUAUGUGGACGGUGCGUUAUAUAUGUCAUUCCUCGAAAGUGA
Molecule: messenger RNA, 594 nt
Organism: Jatropha curcas
Lineage: Eukaryota; Viridiplantae; Streptophyta; Magnoliopsida; Malpighiales; Euphorbiaceae
Source: RefSeq, a predicted model, not a curated record